CUUCACCUCUGUCGCUUGGCCAGGACACCGGACAAUACUCUGUGGACGCGUAGAAGAACUUGAGCAAGGACCUACUCACCAUGGCGGCUCUUCUCAACUCCCAUUUGGAGCAAAUUUCAUUAUGCGCCACUUCGAUAGCAGAACUUCCCUUUCCUGGACCCAAGAUGUUCACCAAUGCGUUACUUUCUCAGCACGACAUUACAUCUUUGAUUCGAGAUACAGAGCAACACGAGCGAGCGCUGUUUCAUCUGGCUCCGCCACCUCUUCCAGGAGCACCGGGCAACAAUGACUCGAACAACACCUCGAAUCCGGCCCCGGCAUCGACUGCAAAGACACCCAAGCGUCGAGCUACUGUCUAUGGCCAAAGGCAGCCCAAAAGCAGGGCCGUAGCUGCUGUGUUAGGCGGCGAUCUGUACAAUCGUACACGCCAAGAGUCCGCAGCUGCUCGAAUCAAAGGCGAGAUGGAUGUCGAAGUCCUGCUUGAGGGUGCAGAGAGAUUAUUGGCAGUCUACAAUAUCCCUGGAACCGCAGACAAGAUCUCCCAAUUACGCAGUCGGCACCGACAAUUGACUGCCAACAUCAAGCACUAUGAAGCGAAAGUCAAUCAACAAACUGAAGAUCUCGCGCGCAUGAAUCGACUACCCGUGUCAGAUGAUGACGAGGACCUGAUACCAUACGAGGACGAGGACAGGACGAUUACCGGUCCUUUGAUCACGAAGGAGGACUUGGAGAAGGAAGAAGCCGAGAUUAGAGAACUCGAGAAGAAGAAGCAGACGCUGAGUGAGCGAGUCAACGACAUGGAAAAGGAUCUGGGUGGCUUGAUGCGAUGAGAACGUGUUUGCCAACCAACAUUCCCACAACCACUGAUAUUGAACUGUCCAUGAAACGGACGACGUUGUGCACCCGAAAGCUUGCACGGCAAGACGCGUACUCUGAAUUCGUGACGGAGCGUACCAUGCGCAGACUGUGCGACCAGAAACAUUCACGAAGCGAUAGUUUCGAUCAAAAGGAAUGACUAGGUCUGAGGUCUUGGCCAUGGAGGCUAGCAAUGAACAUUUUGGAGCCACUUGAAGACCCAUCGCCCAAUGUUGGCCAACGGUCGUUAGUGGCACCACGAUCGAAUGCACGCCAUGCAGGCCGGGUGCUCAAUAGGGAGAGAUCGCGGCGAAUAGCAGGUUGUAGCCCGUA
Messenger RNA from Cercospora beticola, 1188 nucleotides. RefSeq lists its product as uncharacterized. The record is from RefSeq and is a predicted model, not a curated record. Lineage: Eukaryota; Fungi; Ascomycota; Dothideomycetes; Mycosphaerellales; Mycosphaerellaceae. Gene Ontology annotation, cellular component: DASH complex; spindle microtubule. Gene Ontology annotation, biological process: attachment of spindle microtubules to kinetochore.